Messenger RNA from Sinocyclocheilus grahami, 3108 nucleotides. RefSeq names its product netrin receptor UNC5C-like. The record is from RefSeq and is a predicted model, not a curated record. The coding region runs from base 232 to 3108 and encodes 958 amino acids. Lineage: Eukaryota; Metazoa; Chordata; Actinopteri; Cypriniformes; Cyprinidae. The transcript has 16 exons. Gene Ontology annotation, molecular function: netrin receptor activity. Gene Ontology annotation, biological process: netrin-activated signaling pathway; axon guidance. Gene Ontology annotation, cellular component: membrane.
AAGGCGCGGAGCUCGCGCGGGAGCAACUUCUCUGACAGACGCCGAACAUGAACUCACCUCAGGAGCGCUGAUUUACCUGCUUUACACCUGAACCACGGCGUUUCGCGAAGCCUUGAGAGAAAAACCUCUCCGGAGAGGAUAUUUAAUCCUGAACAUUUGCGUUCGACGCGCGCUGUGAGUCAGAAGAGCGCACUGAGGUAACGUUAAAAACCAACGGACUUCAUUCCGCGAAUGCUAAUCUCUCCGCCACGGGCUUUAUUACAAACAAACAUCUCCAGAGGUCCCUCUGAUUGUUAUUUCACCCGAUCGGCGGAUUUCUGCCUGGUUUCGGCUGUUUGUAUGAUGGGAAGAAGUAAAAAGCCUGCGAGAAGAGGACGAGGCGGAUCGGGACACUUAACUGUGCUAGUUUUUACUAUUUUAUCGCUUGUCAACACCGGUGCGGCUCAAGAUGACGACUAUCUGGGAUUGGGUGAACUCCCGGAGACGUUCCCCUCGGAUCCGCCCGAGCCGCUCCCGCACUUCCUGAUGGAGCCGGAGGAGGCGUACAUCGUCAAGAACAAGCCCGUUAACCUGUACUGCAAAGCCACGCCGGCCACGCAGAUCUACUUCAAGUGCAACAGCGAGUGGGUCCAUCAGAAGGAGCACACAGUGGAGGAGCGCGUGGACGAGACCUCAGGUCUGGUGGUGCGGGAGGCCAGUAUCGAGAUCACCCGUCAGCAGGUGGAGGAGCUCUUCGGUCUGGAGGAUUUCUGGUGUCAGUGUGUGGCCUGGAGCUCGGCAGGAACCACCAAGAGCCGUAAAGCCCACGUCCGGAUCGCCUAUCUCAGGAAAACAUUUGACCAGGAGCCUCUGGGGAAGGAAGUGUCGCUCGAACAGGAAGUGCUUCUCCAGUGCCGCCCGCCAGAAGGAAUACCUGCCGCUGAGGUGGAGUGGCUGAAGAACGAGGAGAUCAUCGACCCCGCCGACGACAGGAACUUCUACAUCACCAUCGACCACAACCUGAUCAUCAAACAGGCCCGUCUGUCCGACACCGCCAACUACACCUGCGUCGCCAAGAACAUCGUGGCCAAACGCCGGAGCACGACAGCCACCGUCAUCGUCUACGUGAACGGCGGCUGGUCGACGUGGACGGAGUGGUCAGUGUGCAGCAGUCGUUGUGGGCGGGGCUAUCAGAAGAGGACGCGCAGCUGCACCAAUCCCGCGCCUCUGAACGGAGGAGCCAUCUGUGAGGGGCAAGCCAUCCAGAAACUGGCCUGCAACCCGCUGUGUCCAGUGGACGGUCUGUGGACGCAGUGGAGCAAGUGGUCGACGUGUGGGACAGAGUGCACUCACUGGAGACGGCGCGAGUGCAGCGCUCCGGCCCCCAAAAACGGCGGCAAGGACUGCGAGGGAGCGGUGCUGCAGUCCAAGAACUGUACAGAUGCGCUCUGUAUGCAGAGUUCCUUAUAUCAGAAGUCCUCCGAACCCACAGACAAGAGCAAUGCUCUGCCACGUCCAUCGGCCCCCAGCACAGACGACGUGGCUCUAUACGUGGGCAUCGUCAUCGCCGUCAUCAUGUGUUUGGUCAUUUCCGUCAUCGUGGCGCUGUUCGUCUACCGGAAGAACCACCGAGACUUCGACUCGGACAUCAUGGACUCGUCGGCACUCAACGGAGGCUUCCAGCCGGUCAACAUCAAGACGGCGCGCACAGCGGAUCUGCUGACGGCUCCUCCGGACCUGACCUCGGCUGCUGCCAUGUACAGAGGUCCCGUUUACGCUCUGCACGACGUCGCUGAUAAGAUCCCCAUGACCAACUCUCCCCUGCUGGACCCUCUGCCCAACCUGAAGAUCAAGGUGUACAACUCGUCCGGUCUGGUGACGCCGCAGGAGGACUUGUCCGACAUCUCCUCCAAGCUCUCGCACACGCUGAUCGACAGCGACACCAUCAGCCGCCGCACACAGACACUGCUGCGCUCCUGGGACCCCUCGUGCACCGCCUUCGGCUCCUUCAACACCCUCGGGGGCCAUCUGAUCGUGCCCAACUCAGGCGUGAGCUUGCUGGUGCCAGCGGGGGCCAUUCCUCAGGGCCGCGUCUAUGAGAUGUUCGUGACGGUUCACAGGAAGGAGAGCAUGAGGCCGCAGGUGGACGACACACAGGAGACGGCCCUGAGUCCGGUGGUCAGCUGCGGUCCUGCUGGAGCUCUCCUGACCCGACCCGUCAUCAUCACCAUGCACCACUGCGCCGAGGCCGACAGCGAGGACUGGCUCAUUCAGCUCAAGAGCCAAUCACAGCAGGGCCAGUGGGAGGACGUGGUGGUGGUGGGUGAGGAGAACUUUACCACUCCCUGCUAUAUUCAGAUGGAUGAGGAAGCGUGUCACAUCCUGACGGAGACGCUGGGCACGUACUGUCUGGGGGGUCAGUCGGUCAGCGCCGCCGCCACCAAGAGACUCAAGCUGGCCAUCUUCGGCCCGGUCAGCUGCACCAUCCUGGAGUACAACAUCAGAGUCUACUGUCUGGACGAUAUGCAGGACGCGCUCAAGGAGGUGCUUCAGAUGGAGAAGCAGAUGGGCGGGAAGCUGCUGGAUGAGCCCAAGUCUCUGAACUUCAAGGACAGCACACACAACCUGCGUCUGUCGCUGCACGACGUCCCACACACUCUCUGGAAGAGCAAACUCAUCGCCAAAUACCAGGAGCUGGCAUUCCAGCAGGUGUGGAGUGGCUCUCAGAGGAACCUGCACUGCACCUUCACUCUGGAGCGCUUCAGCGCCGCCACACUCGAGCUCUCCUGCAAGCUGUGUGUGCGACAGGUGGAGGGAGAAGGACAGAUAUUCCAGCUCAACAGCACACUAUCUGAGGACUCUCAGUGCAUCGACACGUCUCUUCUGGAUCCGGCCAGUAACAUCACCACACUGGCGCGUGUCUCUGUGUUUUCACUCAUCUCAGCAGGGGUCUUAUCUAUCCCAGCAUGCCGAGCGGCCAGACAUGCCGCCCCACCCCUGCUCUCUCAAUCCGCCUGUAUUUGUAUUUGUCACGGUCUCCGCUCACAGUUUUCCCAGCAUCCUCUCCUGCUGCGUUUCUCUUCACGGAGGUGUAAAUUUAUCGGAGGAGCUGCUCGUGGAACCAAAUAA